AUGCACAUCGCUUCCCACAACGUCAGGACAUUAUCGACAGACUCUCUCCUGGACGUAUAUCUACAACAACUGGAAAAGAUCAAAGCCGACAUUAUCGGUGUAUGCGAAACUAGGAGAGCACGCGCUGUCUCAGCGAGGUGGACAAGCGGUGAAGAAAUUCUGCUGGGAGAAGGAGCCAACAAUGUGCCCAGAACAGGUGGAGUCGGUUUCAUCAUAAAAGCGAAAAUGGUCCCGUACAUUAUUUCUUGUGAUAUCAUAUCCCCACGUGUCGCUGUUCUGAAGGUCAAACUACAAAAGUUGGGAAAUCGAACGCUCAAAAUGGUGCAAGUAUAUGCGCCCACUAUCACGGCGGAGGACGACGAAAUCGAACGUUUCUACGAAGAAAUAGAGACGGCAUUGAAGCUUAAAUCGACAUACACUAUUGUUCAAGGCGAUUUCAACGCAGUUGUCGGCUCCCGAUUGGACGAUACGGAAUACCUCAUAGGAAGGUACGGUGCGGGAGUAAGAAACGACAGAGGAAACCGUUUGAUCGAAUUUGCAGAACAACAUCAAUUCUCAAUAAUGAACACUUUCUUCGAGAAGAAAGCGAAGCGUCUCUGGACAUGGAGAAGCUCAGACACGAGAACUCUGAGGCAAAUUGAUUAUGUGCUGACCGAUACGCCAAGAUUGUUUGCUGACGUCUCUGUUAUAGGGGAAAAUGUGAUAACGACUGGCUCCGAUCAUCGGCUUUUGCGUUCGGUGAUCCUCUUCGAUGCCAAGAAAGAACGUCGAGUUCUGCAUUCGCAAAGAACACUCGUACGACAAACUUUCAAUGCCGAUAUGUAUGCUGCGAUGAUAGAGUCGUCAGAUCUACACAUGAAUACCGGAAGCAAUAUCGAUGCCGACUAUGAAGAUCUAGUGGGAAAAAUAACUCAGGCCGUGAAAGCAUCGAGCAUAGCAAUAGAGCCCGCAAGGCGACGACGUAUAUCGACAGAAACACUGCAGAUGAUGAAGAGGAGAGCACGCAUGAAGGCUGAAGGACGAGUGCAAAAUGAGGAAUACCGGACACUCUGUGAAGCGAUAAGGGAAAGAAUCAAGUGCGACUAUGAAGGCUACAGACAAAUGAAACUUCGCGAAGCAGCUGAGAAAAGGGCUAGCCUGAAAGCUGUAGAAAGGGAUAUCCGUCUAAGGCAACAUAUACCCUAUGCUCUCAAGGACGAUACAGGUGUUAGAACAACCAACCGCCCACGAAUGAACGAGAUAUGUACAAAGUUCUACAACGAUUUGUACUCCUCAAAGGUGGUUGUUGCAAGAACCUACCGAAACGUUGCAGAAGAACCGAUCCCAGAAGUAAUGUGGGAAGAAGUGGAGAACGCAGUGAAACAAAUAAAGGCUGGGAAAAGCCCUGGCUGCGACAACAUUCGUCCCGAACACCUAAAAGCAGGCGGACUACAUCUAUUUAAAGCGCUGGCAGAACGUUUCAGCAGAUACUGCCAUGAAAAAAGGAUACCUGCAGCGUGGAAAAAAUCAAGGACGAUACUACUGAUGAAAAAAGGCGAUCCUGAGAGCUUAACUAACUACAGACCCAUCACGUUGCUUUCUCAAAUCUAUAAGACCUUCACAAGGAUAAUCCUAAAUCGCGUAGUCAAAGACCUGGACAUAGUCAUGAGCCGGGAACAAGCCGGUUUUCGAAGCGGUUACUCCACACUCGAUCAUCUACACGUAGUACGCCAGCUCAUCGAAAAAUGUGAAGAGUAA
Messenger RNA from Ostertagia ostertagi, 1737 nucleotides. NCBI's taxonomy places the organism in Eukaryota, Metazoa, Nematoda, Chromadorea, Rhabditida, Trichostrongylidae. The record is from the annotation of a GenBank genome assembly.